Molecule: messenger RNA, 1985 nt
Organism: Petromyzon marinus (sea lamprey)
Lineage: Eukaryota; Metazoa; Chordata; Hyperoartia; Petromyzontiformes; Petromyzontidae
Source: RefSeq, a predicted model, not a curated record
AUGAACGCCAACAUCCCGGACGCCGUGGGCCCUGAGCUGCUGCUGGUGUCCGUGUCGCCGCGUGACUCCGGUCACUACACAUGCCGCGUUCACAACGAAAUCAGCUACGCCUUCACUGACUGGAUCAGGCUGAGGGUGCUGGGCGAUCAAACGACACCAGAGAAAAGACCUGGUCCUGUGGAGCACACGGAGGCCACGGGGGCCACGCAGGCCUGGGGUCCCCAGAGCCCCUCACAGUCGCCCUUCUUACCCCUCGUUACCGGAACCACACCGCCCUGCGCGCCCCCCCUGGUCGACGCCCGUGACCUCACGUCGCUGCUGCGCGUGCUCGACUUCCGGGUCGUGACCCUCAUUGACCUCGACCUCCAGCACAUGCGGCUGGCCGUGGCGCGGUUCCUUGAGCUGCUGGACGAGGGCGUGUAUGGUCUGCUCUACUUCGCGGGCCACGGCUUUGAGAACUAUGGGCAGAGCUAUCUGGUCCCCGUGGAUGCGCCGAGGCCCUACCUGAGCGAGCACGCGCUCAGCGCUACCACCAUCCUGCGGGGCAUGCAGGCCCGGCGCACGGGCCUCAACGUGCUGCUGCUCGACAUGUGCCGCAAGCGCAACGUGCAUGAGUGCACGGUGCCACCUGUGGAGACACUGGAGGUGACGGCCAACAUCGUGUUUGGAUACGCCACUUGCCAGGAUGCGGAGGCCUACGAGCUGGACGUGGGCCCAGGGGAGAAGGCCGGCGUGGCAAAUGGCCUCUUCAUGCGCUUCCUCAAGGAGCGGCUGCUGGAGGACCGCAAGGUGACGGCGAUGCUGGAUAGCGUCGCCGAAGACAUGGGCCGCUGUAACCUGGCACGCGGGAGGCAGGCGCUGGAGAUCCGGAGCAGCCUGUCUGAGCGGCGUGCCCUCACCGACCCCCGCAGACCUGCCCACGGCUUCCCCGCGCGCUCCAUCUACCAGCGCUGGGCGCAGGCGCACGAGCUACCCCCCAGCCGCACGCGCGAGUUUGACUCGGGCUGCCUUGUGCACUUGGGCUUUGCUGCCGAGUUCUCCAACGUGCUGGUGAUCUACGCACGAGUCCUGGAGCGCGGCGCCGGCGUGGUCUCGUGCCGCGCAUAUGUCACCGACCUGCCGGACGAGCUGGAAGUGGAUGCCAAGAUGAGCAAUCUUAGUAGCCUGGAGGUGCUCGGCAGCGAGGGGUCAGUACCUCACCGCCCGGCAGAGCCGUGCUUCUACACACGUGUCACAGGACUGCAGCACCUGCGGGGAUCGCUGACCUUCUCCAUGGUUCUCGAGUGCCACUAUGGGGAGAUGGACAUGAUGGAGACUUGGGCCCUGGACAUCGGCACUCCGCUGGCCGCCCAGCUGGGCUCAGCACCGUCACCGCACACCUCCACGCCACCGCACACACCGAACCUCACGCUCCCUGCGUCCCCCAUCUCGCCGCUCGCACGGCCGGCUGCUCCCUUCGCCGACUGUGCCAUCAGGUCCCCCUCCCUCCCGUCCUCAGCGGGAUUUGGGGUGGCUCAAUCACCCAGUCGCACAGAAUCGUGGAGCUGGGGUCCGUACGAUCAUCGCCACGCCGGUCCUGUGUCAUCACCACUGCCACAGUCACCGCCACCGAAUGCAACGUCCCCACGCUAGGAUGUGGCAUGGCGGCUAUCCGAGUCGAGGGACGGUGAUGGUUGAGGCUGGACCGCAACCCUCGCCGUGCGUCUCGCGGUCAGGGCCGGUACUCAGGAAGACCUGGGGUGGGCCCUAGUGGGUUAUGACCCACCUUUUGCCCAUCCAGGUUCACUCUCCUUGGCGGGAGUCACUGCUAUGGUGUCUCCCACACGACAGCUCUUCUGCCCCCCCCCCCCAUGCUGAGAGAUGGAGCCAGGCUUCGUCACGGUGGAGUUGUCACUGAAAUCGUAAAAGGGAAACUCUGGGAGCCACUUCCACCAUCGCGCGUCGUGGCUGUGUGCUCGUUUCCACAUUAAAUGAGGGAUGUGAAA